Molecule: messenger RNA, 1152 nt
Organism: Entrophospora candida
Lineage: Eukaryota; Fungi; Glomeromycota; Glomeromycetes; Entrophosporales; Entrophosporaceae
Source: the annotation of a GenBank genome assembly
AUGGUUAUGCUUAAACCACAAGAAAACCCAUCUGUCGCUAGUUCAGCCAUUGAUGAACAUUUAAAAUAUUUCAAUGAAUGCUGGGGUUUAAAAUCCGACUCGGCUUUAGAUAAACCAGGAACUUCAGCUUUUUCUGAAAAAAGUGAUAAAAUAUUACAUUUCUCCGUCGGUGGAAUUAGUGGUUAUUCCGGUUCUUUUAAUUCUAAAUUUGUUAAAGAACAUAUUAAAGGAUUACCUAAUGUUGCAAUAGUUGAAAAGGUGUUGGAAGCUAAAGCUAUUGGUGUUAUAAAUAAACGCGCUACAGCUAUUGAAAGAAAUCCACCAGUUAAUUUGGAUCGUAUAGAUACACGCAAAUAUUCUUUGGAUAGAACUUACAGAUUCCCUUCUAGAGCCGGUAAAGGCGUAAAUGUCUAUAUCGUUGAUACCGGUAUAAAUACAGCCCAUAGAGAAUUUGGUGGUCGUGCUGUUUUUGGUGGUUCAUUUUGUGCAGGGUGCCCUCUAUUUGACGAUCAAGGUCAUGGUACCGCAGUAGCAAGUGUUGUUGGUGGCAGAACUCUUGGUGUAGCUGAAAAUGUUAACCUUAUCGGCGUCAAAGUACUUAACUCGCGAGGUUCUGGACGUUAUGAUGAGAUUAUAGUUGGUUUAGCAUUUGUAUUCAAGGAUUAUUUACUACGCGGAAAGAAAAACACCGUCAUCAAUAUGUCACUUGGUGGUCCAAGAUUUGAACCAUUAAACCUUAUGGUUAAAUUUCUUACCGAUCAUGGUAUACAUAUUGUUGUAGCUGCCGGUAAUGAGGCCAGUGAUGCUUGUGGAGUUUCACCUGCAUCUUCACCAUCAGCAAUCACAGUAGGUGCAACUGAAUUAACAAGUGAUUCAAUGACCAAUUUCUCAAAUUUUGGACCAUGUGUCGAUAUGUUUGCUCCUGGAAGAGAUAUUAAAGUUGCUUCAUUCCGCAGCACCACAGGUAUUACCACACUAUCUGGAACAAGUUUUUCAUCACCCGAAGUUGCCGGUGCCGCUGCUUUGAUACUCGGUGAACGUGGUAAUAUUUCCCCUGCAACAUUGAGUAAAUUCAUGAUUGAUAGAAGUACCAAAGGUGUUGUUAGAAAUUUACAAGGACAGACAAGAAAUAAUUUCUUAUUUGUUCUUUAA